CUGAAUCCGAGAUCUCGCCUUCCUCUAUGUCGUGAACCUCAACUUGUAGUAGUUGCUGCUCUUUACAAUCCUCUUCCAUAUUUAGAAAGGCUGUAUUCUUUCCCUGAAAUUAAACAAAUUAAAUUCAAAUUGCCGCUGAUCCUAGCACCAAAUCCAAGCAUCUUCAGCAUACAUGUCACCACGGCCGCUGGACUUGGUGGGCACCAGGAAGAUGCGGUGUCCACUGGCCGCCGCGUGCUGUCAGAUUCAGAGGCGGCGACUGGUGCUCGGGUUGCUGGCUUGCUGAUGGUGGGCGGCCCGGCGGAAGUUGCAGAUGGCCAGGACCGGAAUUUGCUGAGCCAGAGAGUACCGGGAGUCUAG
This is a messenger RNA of Striga asiatica, 360 nucleotides long. Lineage: Eukaryota; Viridiplantae; Streptophyta; Magnoliopsida; Lamiales; Orobanchaceae. The record is from the annotation of a GenBank genome assembly.